CAGUCCACCCCUAGCCCUAGUCCUUGCCAGAGUCAGUCAGUCAGGGCGAGUCGUCUAGUUGUGUUGUACCUCGCCGUGUGUGUCCUCCUGUUCAGCUGACCUCAGCCCUGCCAUCGCGACGUGCCCAGUGUUCAGUGUCGUGGAUGUGCUUCGGAUUGCAAACUUCAUCCAUGACUGCCAUGCGCAAGCGGGGGUUGUGAUGGUUGUGAUGUGAUUAGUGAUUGCGCGCCGCCGGCGCAUCAGGUGUUUGUGAGUGAGCCCUUCUCCUUCCUCGCCGCAGCCUCUGCCGUUUUCAGGGCGAUUGCCCGCCAACCCCGAAAAGCGCCAGUUGACCGCUCUCCAUGUCAACAACAACUCCGUUGGCGCGACAGGUCCAGACAGCCGAUGCAGCCCAGGAAUUUGUUCGCGGGCCGCACCCACGACCCUCCUGGCCCCGGCCCGCCCUCCGGCUACGACCAGGGCGGCUACAAUCAGCAGCAGCAGCAUGACCCUUCCUGGCCGAGCCCGGCCCGGCCCCAGAGCGCCGAGUACUACGGAAGCUACGGCGACUACUACCAUACGCCCGGCUACCAGCCGCAGUACUACGGCCACGUGAGCUGCACGCCGCAGAGCCCGUACCCAUACCAGGACUCUGGUUACGGCUACUGGAACGGCGACCAGGGCUAUGGCGGCGCUACGCCCGCGCACUCCGAGAAGAGCGGCUCGUAUGGCAGCACCCCGGGGCAGGACUACAACGGCCACUAUGGCUACGACUACUCGUUGUAUGUUGCCGGUUCGGAGGCAUCCUGGCAGUACCGCACGCCCCAGACGGGCGAUUGGCGGGAGCCCCUGAAGGAGGUGCCCUCCAACUUGUCGAGGACGGGCGUCCAGCAGUACGGGGACCCAUCGGCGUGGAGCACGCACGGCACUCAGCCGCGGCCGCCGCUGUACGCCCGGGCGCCCCAGCCGCCGCCGCCGCCGCCAGAGACGCGGCCGCCGCGGUACGCUCCCGCGCCGCAGCCGUGCCCGCCGCCGAUGUGCCCGCCGCCGUACUCGCCGCCCCGCCUGGCGCCGCGCGCCCAGCCCAUCCGGGCCCGGACGGACUCCUCUCUGCCCCCGGUGCAGCCCUGGCCGCUGCCCCCCAGAGACGUCCACCCGGCCGACAGGGCGGCAGACAGGGCGACCCGCGCCCCCGAGGCGACUCCGGCAAACAGGUGAGGGUAAAUCGCAAAUUG
Frankliniella occidentalis (western flower thrips) is the source of this 1214-nucleotide messenger RNA. Its product is annotated as trithorax group protein osa-like. The coding region runs from base 385 to 1197 and encodes 270 amino acids. The record is from RefSeq and is a predicted model, not a curated record. The transcript is spliced from 4 exons. NCBI's taxonomy places the organism in Eukaryota, Metazoa, Arthropoda, Insecta, Thysanoptera, Thripidae.